AUGAUAUUUAACUAUUUGCGAAAGCCGACUCCCUCGAAUCUAUUGGGAUCACCGGAUGCAUUUCGGUACUAUGAGUCCGCAAUGUUCUCCAUGGGCUGGUGGACCCCCCAGAAGUAUAAGAUAUUGUACUAUAUUGCCGCUGCUUGCAUAAUGACUUGGAGUGUUGUAUAUUUGCCGAUUGGAAUCAGCAUUAGCUUCCUGAAGGAUAUAAGGAACUUCAGUCCCAGUGAAUUGCUGACAGUGCUUCAACUGUUCUUCAAUUCCGUGGGAUUGCCUUUCAAGGUGCUGUUCUUCAAUCUUAGCUCUUGGCGAUUUCACAAGGCCAAGGAGCUGUUGGGAAAGUUGGAUAAGCGAUGCACUCGCCUGGAGGAACGCAUAGAAGUGCAUCGCUGGGUCGUCCAUUGCAACAAGGCCUAUUUAAUCUAUCAGCUGAUGUAUAUUUGCUACACUAUAUCCACCUUCCUGUCGGCCGUAGCUACAGGACAGCCGCCAUGGCGCAUCUAUAAUCCUUUCGUGGAUUGGCGACAGAGUAGACAGAACUUCUGGAUCGCAACCAUCCAUGAGACCAUGCUCAUGUUGUGCACGGCGACCCAAACCCUUUUGAGUGACAUUUACCCUCUUUUAUAUGGUUUGAUGCUGAGAGUUCACAUCAAACUGCUGCGGCAGCGAGUGGAGAGACUUUGCACAAAUCCAAGCAAGAGUGAGGAAAAAAACCAAGUUGAUUUGAUCAAUUGCAUCAAGGAUCACAAGCUCAUCAAAGAAUAUACACAAAUGAUUCGACCUGUGAUCUCUCGCACUAUCUUCAUCCAAUUCCUACUGAUUGGCAUUUGCUUGGGCCUGUCUAUGAUCAACCUGCUCUUACUUGCCGCGUUUUGGACGGGUGUUGCCACAGUGGCCUAUAUCAAUGGCCUGAUGUUGCAAACCUUUCCAUUCUGUUUCGUAUGUGACUUGAUUAAGGCCGAUUGUGAUCAUCUUGAGAUGGCCAUAUUCCACUCCAACUGGCUAAACACUAGUCGCAGAUAUAAAACAUCGCUGAUUUAUUUUCUACAAAACACUCAGAUUCCCAUUGCUUUCAUCGCUGGUUAUAUUUUCCCAAUCUCUACGAGCACAAACAUAAGCGUUGCAAAACUGGCUUUUACGGUGGUCACAUUUGUUAAUCAACUGAAUAUAGCCGAAAGACUAAAGAAGGAUUAG
Molecule: messenger RNA, 1194 nt
Organism: Drosophila serrata
Lineage: Eukaryota; Metazoa; Arthropoda; Insecta; Diptera; Drosophilidae
Product: odorant receptor 98a-like
Biological process (GO): detection of chemical stimulus involved in sensory perception of smell; sensory perception of smell
Cellular component (GO): plasma membrane
Molecular function (GO): olfactory receptor activity; odorant binding
Source: RefSeq, a predicted model, not a curated record